AAAAAAGAAAAUAGCAAAUAACCGAAAGAAUAAGGAAAAGUAAAUGGCCGACAUGUGAAGAAGAUGAAGAAGAAGCAGCUUUGAGGAAAAAAUGGCGGAGCUAGGGUUUCAGGACCAAAGCUCAGCGAGAUCAAAUUACAUUGCUCGAGAUUCGAGCCCCGACUCUGUUAUAUUCACUCGGGAGUCCCACUUCAGCGUCUUCUCUUCGGCUUCCGAUAGCGUCGAUCGCUCCUCUUUUGCUUCCGACGCAGCUCGCGACCACUAUUCUCUCGUUUCCGAACUCUCUUUACAUUUGGCCGGGCGUGAAGGAGGAGAUCAGAAUGAGAGUUCGAGGGGAACAGUUCCAGCUAUGAAGGUCCAUAAGCCCAGUCGUUUCUCCAGAAAAGGAGAAAAGUUGAAAGUUCAACAAGCAGAGAACGAUGCUGGUCCUCCAGAGGACGAUAACCAACUCAUAGAUUCAGCAAGAAAUUCGUUUUCUGUUGCUCUUAAAGAGUGUCAGGAUAGAAGGACCAGAUCUGAAGCUUUGUUGAAGAAUCAUCAUAAGCGAAGACAGCCUUCUUUAGAUUUAAAUAAUGUUUCCGUUUCGUCUCCGCGGUUGGAGGCUGUGAAGAAAAACUCGGUCGCAACACGAAAAUCAGGUUCAUUUCCUAGUCCUGGGGCUCCCAAUUAUCAUCAUCAUUUGAGUGCUGGAAUGCAGAAGGGUUGGAGUUCUGAGCACGUGUCAUUACAUAAUAAUGGUGGAAGGAGGCAGGGGAAUGCGGCCGCAGCACUGCCCUUUAACAAUGGAAGGACUUUGCCUUCAAAGUGGGAAGAUGCUGAGAGGUGGAUUUUUAGUCCUGUUUCUGGAGAUUGUGGUGUGAAACAAUCCAUUGCUCCUCCACUAAGAAGACCAAUAUCAAAGAGUGGUCCACUUGGUCGUCCUGGCAUUGCUUACUAUUCAUUGUACUCGCCUGAGAUGCACAUGCUUGAUGGGGGACAUAUUGGCAAUUUCAUGGCAGGUUCUCCUUUUUCAGCUGGUGUAGUUGCAGCUGAUGGUUUGUCAAUUCAUUCUCGUAAUCAUGGGGGAGGAUUUGCCGUUCGGACUGAGCCUUGCAUGGCCCGUUCUGUUAGCGUGCAUGGAUGCUCUGAAGUAGUCAAGACAUCAUCCUUGUCUUCUCAAGAUGCCGAUGAAAAUCUUGAUGCAGUCAAGGACGCGGCCACUGAUAUUUCUCGUACUGUUUCAAGAAGAGAUAUGGCAACCCAGAUGAGCCCACAGGGUAGCACUCACUCGUCUCCCAAAGAAUCGCCUUCCGUCUCUCCCUCCAACUCUUCUUCUCUACCUAUCAUACUGCAGAGCAUCCAUUCCUCUAAACCAGAAGUGAGAGAUGUGCAGGUAGAUGAAAGAGUCACCAUGGCUCGGUGGUCAAAGAAGCAAAGAGCUCGAAAGACUGCGAAGAGUUCUGAAAUUGUUGAUGACUGGAGAAAGAGAGCUGUUGACAGUCGCACAUCAAUCUGGGAUAUGACAGAGACAGCAAAGAACAUUUCCAAGGUCAAAAGAGAAGAAGCCAAAAUCACUUCAUGGGAAAAUCUGCAGAAGGCAAAAGCUGAUGCGGCCAUAAGGAAACUAGAGAUGAAGCUGGAAAAGAAGAGAAGGUCAUCACUAGAUAAGAUAAUGAAUAAGCUGAGAUCAGCUCAGAAGAGAGCCGAAGAAAUGAGAAACUUGAUGUUAGCCAACCAGGCUCAUCAAGUAACAAAGGCCCCGCAUAAGGCUAUAUCAUUGCGCAGAACUCGCCAGAAGGGUUCAUUGAGUGGUUGCUUCACCUGCCAUGCAUUCUAAUGCCUCACUUAGCUAUCAUUUACUGGUUCAAUCAGUCCUGAAACGACAGUGUGAGGAUCAAAGGCCAAUGGGGAAGAUGAAUAUUGUACAGGAAGCAACUUUUAUAUUGAUUUCUAGUUAGGUGUCAACGCAGUUUUGCUUGAAUGAAGCACCAUUACCUCCAAUCCUUGAAGCUCAUAAUCCUGGAACUUCAACCUGAAUGUUUGACUAAUAAAAUCCUUUACUGCUUGUAUGUAUUUAUGCAUGUAAAUCAACUUUUCAUGUCCUUUUUUCAUUAUGACAGUUUGCCAUCGAAAUUGAAAUAUCAUUCA
Molecule: messenger RNA, 2127 nt
Organism: Hibiscus syriacus
Lineage: Eukaryota; Viridiplantae; Streptophyta; Magnoliopsida; Malvales; Malvaceae
Exons: 8
Coding region: 92-1816 (574 amino acids)
Source: RefSeq, a predicted model, not a curated record